This is a messenger RNA of Daphnia carinata, 644 nucleotides long. RefSeq names its product pre-mRNA-splicing factor SLU7-like. Lineage: Eukaryota; Metazoa; Arthropoda; Branchiopoda; Diplostraca; Daphniidae. Gene Ontology annotation, molecular function: pre-mRNA 3'-splice site binding. Gene Ontology annotation, biological process: mRNA splicing, via spliceosome. The coding region runs from base 70 to 621 and encodes 183 amino acids. The transcript has 3 exons. Gene Ontology annotation, cellular component: spliceosomal complex. The record is from RefSeq and is a predicted model, not a curated record.
CGAAGACCCGCAAAAUACCUGCGAAAUCUGGAUCCAAAUUCUGCGUAUUAUGAUCCCAAGACUCGUUCUAUGAGGGAAAACCCCUACAAAGAUACGAGCAAAGAAGCAGAACAGGUUGACUAUGCAGGAGAGAAUUUUAUUCGCUUCAGUGGAGACACGUCAAAACAUGCUCAAGCUCAGAUGUUUGCAUGGGAAGCUCAACACGCCGGAGUCGAUGUUCACUUGUUAGCUGAACCAACCAAGGCCGAAAAACUCAAAGUCGCAUAUGUUGGUAAAAAGGAAGACAUUAAAAGCUCUAUUCAGGAGAAUAUUCUUGAACGCUACGGAGGUAAAGAACAUUUACGAUUUCCACCAAAAGCACUUUUGCUUGCCCAAACUGAGCAAUAUGCUGAGUACUCCCGAACUGGGAAAAUCAUCAAAGGUGCUGAUAAAGCAGUAAUAAGCUCUCGCUAUGAAGAAGACAUAUAUUUUAAUAACCAUCAGUCAGUUUGGGGUUCAUAUUGGAAAGACGGUCAAUGGGGAUUCCGGUGUUGUCAUUUGACGCUAAGAAACUCAUACUGCACGGUAGAAAGAAGCAAAGAUAUAGAAGAAGGAAAAAAACAGGUUCUUCGGUGGCUAUAACGGCGAUCAAAGUCGAAUGCCCA